AUGGCCAGUGCUUCGGGUCCCCCUCCUCGUAUUCCAAAUUUUGAGCUCAACGAACGUAUCGGCGCCUUCUUUGCGUAUUUGGGUCUCGUAGGGUUGGGUGCCGCAGUGCUAUUUCGACUUCCAAGUUUCGUGAAGCAUGUGCGUGGAACUGGUAAAUAUGGCUAUACUUUUCUCGCCGCACAACAGAAUGGUAGCGUGGCUUCCGGAGUCGCCAGAGUUUCGCAAGGGGAGACAGGUACAGUCAUGAAGAAUAGUUGGAUCAAAAGCACUUGGUGGAACGUUCAAAGGGCUCUCAUGACUCGAAUCCCACUGACCAGUGGACUCAGUGUUGGAAAACUCCUUCUCAUGAUGCGCUUUGGCUUUCUAGCCGUCUCUCAACUUCCCAUCACCUUCGCACUGAGUAUGAAGAAUUCCCCGCUAGGAUACUUGAUUGGGGAGGGUUAUGAGAAGCUCAAUUUUCUACAUCGCUUCACCGCCGAUUUUCUUUGUACAUGGUGGCUCGACGUCUCAGGUCGGCUGAUGUUCUUAUUUGCCCUGGUUCAUGGCGCCCUAUUGAUGAAGAUCCAAGUUGAACGAACUGGUACCAUUCACCUUGGUCACGCUCCUCCGUCCUGGGGCUUUGCUGCGCUUGUAACAAUGCUGGUGAUGGGCUUCACGGGCUGGCGAGUGAUAAGAGAAAGAUUCUAUCAGCUCUUUCUCGUCAUUCAUGUGAUCGGGUAUAUCGUCAUUCUGGUCACCAUUUGGAAACAUGUGCCAGCAACCCAUCCAUACGUCUACGUCUCCAUCGCAUUCCUUGGCGUCGAUCACGUCCUGAAGGCUCUCAAGACUCGUUAUACCGAUGCAUCACUCUCGAUAAUGCCGGGCGGACUGACACGAAUCGAGGUGCAUGGAAUUAAUGAGGGUUGGCAUGCAGGUAAUACGAUUUGGGGUGGCUUUUUCGAAGUGACUCUCUUAACCAAUGUGUGCAACUUGUUCGCGAUUCAGCAUCCUUUCACUAUAGUCAAUGCACCAAACCGCUCGUCCUUACCCUUGUUAGGUCAAGAUUUGGUUCUUGUAGCAAAAGCAGCUGGUGAUUUCACUCGUAAUAUGCAUAAAAUGGCCGACAAACCCAAUGAGCUUCUCUCGGAGAAAUCCAAGACUUCUGAAACUUUCAUGAAUUAUAAACGCUUCCGCGUCACUGUUGAAGGACCUUACGGCGUCUCAUUUGACGACCCCACAAAAUAUGGCACCGUCUUCCUGUGUGCGGGCGGGAUCGGGAUCACGUACUGCAUCGGAAUACUUGAAGAUAUUGUAGGUAAGAUCUUUAGAGGAGCCCCGAUAUCCACACAGAAGAUCGAGUUGGUCUGGGCGUUUCGCGACAGUCGUUUACUGGAGGGGUUUGAACCUGCUUUAGCGGAAAUAGUCAACGUAGCGGUCGCGCACCCUCAAAUUUCUAUCAACAUUCGACUCUUCCGCACUGGCGGUGACCGAAACUUGAAUGAUUACACGAGUUUACCCGCAAAAUUCGAGGCAGGAGCGCGACCAGACUUCAAAAACUUACUCGAUGAAGUCGCUGCACACCCUACUAGUCUAGCUAUCUGCGUCUGUGGCCCAAUCUCAUUCGUCGAUAGCGUCUCAGCUGCUGCAAUUAGUAUGAACACUGGGGAGUUAUCAGACAUUGCACUACAUACCGAACGGUUUGGGUGGUAG
Messenger RNA from Melampsora larici-populina 98AG31, 1689 nucleotides. RefSeq lists its product as uncharacterized. The transcript is spliced from 15 exons. The record is from RefSeq and is a predicted model, not a curated record. Gene Ontology annotation, biological process: copper ion import; intracellular iron ion homeostasis; iron ion transport. Gene Ontology annotation, cellular component: plasma membrane. Gene Ontology annotation, molecular function: ferric-chelate reductase activity. Bases 1 to 1689 code for a protein of 562 amino acids. NCBI's taxonomy places the organism in Eukaryota, Fungi, Basidiomycota, Pucciniomycetes, Pucciniales, Melampsoraceae.